Molecule: messenger RNA, 3643 nt
Organism: Sardina pilchardus (European sardine)
Lineage: Eukaryota; Metazoa; Chordata; Actinopteri; Clupeiformes; Clupeidae
Exons: 9
Coding region: 70-1185 (371 amino acids)
Source: RefSeq, a predicted model, not a curated record
CUGUGUCUGUGUGGGUGUGUGUGUGUGUGUGUGUGUGUGUGUGUGUGUGUGUGUGUGUGUAGGAGCUAAAUGGCUAAAGGUGUUCGGGAACAGAACCUCUUCAGGAGUAAAAGUGUCUCACACAUGACACGACUCGUCCUGCUGCUCACACUGAUGCUGAGCCCAUCAACCAGUGGUCUGGACUCCAUGUGUGAUGCUACUCAGAAUGCUACAUGUGAUGGGGCUCUGGGAGGACCUGUGUACCUGCAGCUGAUGAGGAACGCCAGAGGAUAUGACCUGAACUUGUAUAAUGGCAGCGCACAUAUUUUUAGAUUCAAAUCCAAGUCAGUGUUCUUUAAUGAGUUCAACACCACAUCAGUCCUCCAGAGGUGGCAGUUUGUUCCUGAUAACGGGACCAUGAUUAUCAACCCUGCAGAGAGGAGAGACGCAGGGACAUACAGAGUGGGGAUCUUUAAAGAUGGGAGAUCAGUGGGAGAGUACACAGUACAGCUGACCAUAGAAGCGCCUGUGUCUGAUGUGGACCUGUCAAUCAACUGCUCAGCCAAUGGGGAGAGGAGUGUGAAGUGCUCCUCCAAUGGGGACAGUCCUCAGUACAGCUGGUCUCUGGAUGGGAGGUCUCUGGGUGAAGCUGAUGCUGAUCUCAGUUCAGAUAACCAGACUCUCCUGCUGAGGGGGAACGUGACGGGACAACUCACCUGCAGCGUCAGCAACCACGUCAGCAGCACACACACCACCAGACUGAUGGAGCUCUGCUCUGAGUCGGAGACCCCUCCCCCCACUGCCAAAACAGCAGAGUCGGAGACCCCUCGCCCCAGUGCUAUGCUAGCAGAGUCGGACGCCCUUCACCCCAGUGCUAAAACAGGGAUGGUCCUUCCCAUCUCAGUGUGUCUUGCUGCCAUCCUAGUGUGUGUGUUAGUGGUAGGAGGGAUACUCUACGUUUGCAAGAGGAAGAAACGCACACAAACAGAGAGCACAAUGGACCUGUCAGAUCAUCAUACGCACACUGUACCAGGUGAGCAUGAGGUGGCGUAUGCUGAGAUACACAUCUCUGGCAGCAGGGGGCAGCAGAGAGGGCAGCCGUGCGGGGUGUACGAGGAGGUCAAACCUGCUGCCGUCAGCGCUUCACCUGCCCAACAGGUGUACAGUGUGUACGCCCAGUUAGGCCCCGCCAUGGGGCCCCCGUAGAGACCCAGCCAUGGGGCCCCCGUAGAGACCCAGCCAAACCCAUGACUCAGCAAAACUGCUUCACAUUCACACCAGCGAUGUCUUAUGAUGACUCAGCAAAUCACACCAGCGAUGUCUUACAGUAUGAUGACUCAGCAAAUCACACCAGUGGCGGACCGUCAGGGCCUUCAAGGCCUUCUCUGAAGGCCUAACUAUUUCCAAACGAAUGAAAAAUACUAGUGUCUUUAAUAAAAUUUUACUUAACCAUUUAUUAUUUGCUCCUGCUUCUCCUUCCCCGAUCGUUCUCGACUACUACCGCUGUCGGCUAUGUGAUUUGAUUGACAGACUGUCUGAACAAAUAGCGAGAGUGUGCGAUAUAUUUUCAUCCAAUCCCAUGAGUUCCCUUGUUAAGGCCCGCAUCAGGCCUUCACAAGGAAUCUCUGCGUUUACGGUACCUAAGCAACCAUUAGAAAUCAUAUAUUUGGAUUCGGGUUGAUUGAUGGCUACAUCUGACUAAUUAGCCAAUCAAAUCGACCUAUUAUGGCGAGGUAGGCAGGUCUGACUGCAGCUAGGCCUGCAAUGUUCUAAAAGAAUACCCGGAAUCGUUCAUCACAAAUGUUAACGCUGUUUGAGGCGUUCACUGUCUAUGGCUUGACGUGAGGAACAUCUUGUGCCAGUGUCAGAAUCAGACUGGACUUCAAUGGAUAAAUAAAUGUGUCAUACUGACAUGACUAUGGUUAUAGUUAUGAAUAGCAAAUAAACCAUUAAGCAAAAAUAAUGUAGCUGGACUAGCAGAUAUCGAUAGUGCUACACAUAACGUCAGCUAUAACUCUGCACGUAGCUGGUCACUAUGCAGGAAUUGGUAAGUUUUGUUUCAUGUUUAUUUCAUAACAUAAGACUUGAAAUAUAUGCUUGUUAUCUGGCCCUUUACUAUAUAACAAACGUGUUUUAGUGCUGCUUGGUUACGACUAGAUUGUUAGCUUGGUACGACUAGAUUGUAUGCUAGCUUGAAGUUGUGUGCGAGUUGAUGAGACUUUGGUGAAGCUGUCGGGAUCGGCAUGUCAAACUGUCAUUUGAUUCCCUGCCCUCCAAGGUCUGGUUUACUGCCAGUCUACUGCCCUGCUAGUUUAGUCCGACUUUUGAUCUCUUUGAGUUUUGUGGAAAUUAUUGGUGAAAUCCGUGGCAUGGCCAUAACGUGAGCUGGCAAUUAAUGCAUUUUGAAGUAGCCAACAAGCAGUGGCAACAUUAGGGCAAUACGUUUUGUGACUUCUAUGUUUAAUAUCAUGGGUGGAGUGCUGUGACAUUUUCUGUUGAGACAUUUCUCAUAGUGUACCGUGAAGGUUUGGCAAACACUGUAGCAAAGAUACUAACUGACUGUAGGAUAGCCUAGCCCUGUAGUUCCACAUGACUAGCUUUUGAGUAGCCUAAUCGGAGCAGCAGCGAAGCAACCUAAAAUAAUAGCACCGUACACGCUACAGCUAAAUAGAAGAGCUCUAGAAACAGUCUGAAACAAGUAAGCCGAUGGCCUAAAUAUUUCAAGUAGGGCCUAGUCUGCUCAAACCCAUGCUGCUGAUAAGGAUAAUGGCCAGGUCCCAAUAAAGAUGUUAUGUUUACCAUUAAACAAUGCGGAAUUCAGCGCGGACGUAUUUGUUUAUGUAACGAAAAUAGUGAUACACCGACUCGCGUUAGAAAGAGAAAACGUUUCUCUCCCACUGUGAAAUGCAGGGAAAUUGCACAUUUUAACCUUGUAAUGUAAAAAAAAUCUGCGGGGGGAUCCCCCCGCAACGCCCCCCUAAUUUAUUUAUUUUUUGACAAAAAAAUAGUCAUUAUUGAAGGCCUAAUUGCUGAACUCACGGUCCGCCACUGAAUCACACCAAUGAUGUCUUAUGAUGACUCAGCCGUAUCCAUGCUUCACAUUCACACCAGGGGUGUUGUAUGAUGACGUGGGAUAUUGUUUAUAUGUUUUUAAUUGAAUGACGUGUUUUAGUAUAACUUAUAAAUACUGUAUGUAGUGAGAUCUGGUCCCCAAUGGAAUGUUAAGUUAAGCCCCGUGCCAUCUGAAACCCCCUCUGUAGGGAUCGCACGCAACACACACACGUGCCAUCUGAAACCCCCUCUGUAGGGAUCCCACACAACACACACACGUGCCAUCUGAAACCCCCUCUGUAGGGAUCUCGCAACACACACACACGUGCCAUCUGAAACCCCUCUGUAGGGAUCCCACGCAACACACACACGGCUCAGGCUGAGAGGUUCUUGUAAGCGUUCAUAUCUCUGUUAAAUACCAGCUGGUUGUCCAUGGUGUGUGUGUACUGUAAUACCAGCUGAUUGUCCAUGGUGUGUGUGUAAUACCAGCUGAUUGUCCAUGGUGUGUGUGUAAGGGUGUGUGUGUAAGGGCUGUGUGGGCUCAGCUGUUACUGUAGCAUUUCCUGUGAGUAACAUGCUCCCGCUGUCAUGAAUAAAGCUGCAGUCUCACACC